GUUCCGAGUCCACCAGCCCUCACCAAACACCCCUGCAGGGUCCUGCACCAAGACUAUUUGUGUCGCAGAUCUGAUAUUUGGUUGUCGGCGUCUUGAUGAUCCAACAACGGCCCUCGACCACCCGAACGGCUUCCUUCUCUGAGCUGAUCUAUCUAUCGUGACUGAGAAGUGAGUGAUGGCGGCCCGCAACCCUGGCCCUCGUCUGAACCAGGUGCCGGUGGGCUUCCCCUCGUUCCACCGCAAGAACCUCGUGGACAGCUACGCGCGCAAGGCCCUGUUCCAGUCGGAGGUCAACACUCGAGUGUACAAGAACGUGUUUGCCAACCUGGGCUACCAGGGGCCCAUCGACAUCAACCACAUCAUCGGCAAGAACCGGGUCCGCAUGCGGUGCAUCGACGGCGGGAGGGCGCGGGGCGUCUUCCGGUGGACACGGAUGUGGCGGAUGCAGUUCAGGCAGGCAGAGAGGGAGGGGUGGCUGAGGCCUUACGGACUGUCAAGGAGAUUCUGGAGAUAGUAAUGAAUGAAUGAACAGAGAGAUCAGCGACGUGAAGGUGUCCUGUGCAGCGAGUGGGUCGGGUUCGUGAGCUGACUGACAGUGGUGAACCAGUCAGCCGAUCAAGUGGGUGUGCAGACAAGACAGCUGUGUACGUGUUUUGUCCCACUCAAUUGGUGGGGGCAUGGCAUGGCCGGACUGACUGAUUAAUAUAGUUUGAGUACUUGCCUGCCUGCGAUGUGUUUAAUGACUGAAAGAGGCGAUGAGACAAGACACACUGUGGCUCAGCUGUGAUUGAAGGAAUGUCUU
Messenger RNA from Vitrella brassicaformis, 802 nucleotides. Lineage: Eukaryota; Vitrellaceae. The record is from the annotation of a GenBank genome assembly.